CUCGUCACAAACUCUUUCCUACAACCACAAAAAUCACUACAACUCGACCUCACAUUUAAAAGGGUCGUUGAACAUUUGAGAGUAUUCCCCGAGAGUACUCUAUCCUCUCGAAUUUUUAUCACAAGUCUACUGAGAAGUUUAUCUAACCAGUAUGCCGAAGAACAAGGGAAAGGGUGGUAAAAACCGCAGAAGGGGAAAGAACGAGUCGGACAAGGAGAAGCGUGAGCUUACCUUCAAGGAAGAGGGCCAAGAAUAUGCCCAAGUUGUCAGGAUGCUCGGCAACGGCCGCCUCGAGUCCAUGUGCUUCGACGGCGUGAAGCGCCUCGCCCACAUCCGCGGCAAGCUGCGCAAGAAGGUCUGGAUCAACCAGGGCGACAUCAUCCUGCUCUCGCUGCGCGAAUACCAGGACGAGAAGGGCGACGUCAUCCUCAAGUACACCGCCGACGAGGCCCGUACCCUCAAGGCCUACGGCGAGCUGCCCGAGAGCGCCAAGAUCAACGAGACCGACACCUUCGGCGACGCCGAUGGUGACUGUGGCUUCGAGUUCGACGAGGACCGCGACAGCGAGGACUCGGACGUUGCCGUCGGCACCGACGGCAAGGAGAUCGAGAUCGACGACAUUUAAGCCUGGCAAAAAUGUACAGCGCCGCUGCCCUUCUCUUCUGGCUCUAAGGACGAGUGUUUCUCCUCGUAACCAACAUCUGCUGGUUAUGGGGUGGUAUAUCUCCCUAGAGCUCAUCCUGCCAAGGGAAGCACAAAACUGUCUUCUCUCUCAAACCCCCACCGCCUGGUUCGCAAACAGGCACCGGGGUUCCCCGACAGUUGGUGGCUCGUCAGCUGGUAUCGCAUGGAGGGCGACGGUCAUGAUGGGAGGGACGUCGUGGCUUGUUAAUCUCCUCUGGGGACGACGCAACUUGACUUCGCUCAGUUUAUUUUACUUUUUGAUCCUGCAUUUUAUCCUGUGAAAAGAGGAGUGGAGGCAUCUUUAGCUACGCGUUUGGUGUCUGGGCACGCCAGUUUCCAUAGACAGAUGACGCGUAAUGAAAUGCUUUUUGGCCCCCCAAA
Molecule: messenger RNA, 1065 nt
Organism: Phialemonium atrogriseum
Lineage: Eukaryota; Fungi; Ascomycota; Sordariomycetes; Cephalothecales; Cephalothecaceae
Product: putative eukaryotic translation initiation factor 1a protein
Exons: 3
Coding region: 152-625 (157 amino acids)
Biological process (GO): translational initiation
Cellular component (GO): cytoplasm
Molecular function (GO): RNA binding; translation initiation factor activity
Source: RefSeq, a predicted model, not a curated record